GCCCAUAUCAAUAGGUCCUCUCGGGGGCUGGAGCAAGGCAGCGAGCGCCGGGACUCUGGGAAGAGUGAAAGCUCUUUUCCUUGGGAUUGGCGCUGUUUUGUUUGUUUGUUUGUGUGUUUGUGUGCAGUGCGCCGGGUGCGUGCGCGGAACGCCGGGGCCGCGGGAGCCGUUUCCAGCCGAGCCGGCCCGGGCACGGCAGCGGCGGCGCGGCCCGAGGGGCGGCCGGCGUGGCCCAAGGGGCGGCAUGGCGAAAGUGCUGGCGGCCCUCAGGAACCACUGGAAGAAAUCCACGUUCGGGGCCUGCCUGCUGGGCUGGGGUGGGCACUGGCUGUAUGGGAAGCACUGUGAUAACCUGUUACGAAGAGCUGCAUGCCAAGAAGCCCAGGCUUUUGGCAACCAGCUGAUCCCUGCCACUGUGCCAUUGAAGAAAGCAACAGUGUUCCUCAACCCAGCAGCUUGCAAAGGCAAAGCUGGGAACCUUUUUGAAAAGAACGCUGCACCAAUUUUGCACUUGUCUGGCUUGGAUGUAACUGUGGUUAAGACUGAUUAUGAGGGACAAGCAAAAAAGCUUCUGGAAUUAAUGGAAAACACGGAUCUGAUCAUUAUUGCAGGAGGAGAUGGCACAGUCCAAGAGGUCAUAACUGGACUUCUCCGUAGAGCAGAUGAGGCUGCCUUCAGUAAGAUUCCUAUAGGAUUCAUACCCCUUGGAAAAACUUGCACUUUGAGCCACACACUGUACCCUGAGAGCACGAAUCAAGUCCAGCAUAUUACUAAUGCUACGUUGGCCAUUUUGAAAGGAGAGACAGUUCCACUUGAUGUCUUGCAGAUCAAGGGAGAAAAGGAACAGCCUGUGUUUGCAGUCUCUGGUUUAAGAUGGGGAUCUUACAGAGAUGCAGGAGUUAAAGUUAGCAAGUACUGGUACCUUGGGCCUCUGAAAACCAAAGCAGCUCACUUUUUCAGCACAUUUAAGGAGUGGCCUCAGAAACAUCAAGCUGCUCUCAUGUACCUGGGUCCAACUGAGAGACCUCCAGAAGAGCCAGAUGAGAAACCAUCCAGACCUCCUUUGUAUGUGAGGCUUUACAGACGGCUUCGAUCGUACUGGUCAUCUCCCAAAGAAUUCCCCCAGGAGGUAGCUCCAGAGGACUGGGAAGAACUGAAGCUAUCCACUAUUGAGCUUUCCAUUGCAACUCGGAACAGGCAGCUUGAUCUAACACGCACUGAGGACUUCAUGGACAUUUGCAUUGAAGCAGAGAGUAUCAGCAAAGGGGAGUUUGUUCACAGAGGAAGUCAAAAGAUGCGUGAUCCACAUAUGUGCCCUGAGGGGAGUCAGUGCAUCCAAGCCAGCAGAUGCAUCUUGCAACUUCCAGAGGGCGCUGAGGGAUCCUUUGGCAUUGAUAAUGAGGAGUAUGAAGCUAUGCCUGUGGAGGUGAAGCUCUUACCCCGGAAACUCCGCUUCUUCUGUGAUCCCAGAAUGAGGGAGCAGAUGCUGCAGGCAGCAGUACAAUGAGAAUUCAUGGCAGAGGGGCCAGUGUUAAACAGUCUUACCAGGGUCUCUUCAAGGCACAUGAGACCUAACUAACUUGAUUAACCCCACUAGACUAAUAAGCCUUUUGGCUAUUUUUAUGUGUGAGGUACUUCCAUUGGAAGUGUAUGAUUUGACUGGUCUCAAAGGGGUUAAAAAUGCAAAUGAAAAUUCUGAAAAGUGCAUGUUAACUUGAUGGCAUCUUUUUCUUCCCCUCCCCUAAGAAGUCAUCAUUGUUCCAUUUACAGCACUGCAGGCUGAGUGCUGUGUGCCAGAUGCUACUGCUGUAAUGCAAUUGUACAUUAAAGUAAAAUGAAAGUAUA
This is a messenger RNA of Corvus hawaiiensis (hawaiian crow), 1845 nucleotides long. RefSeq names its product acylglycerol kinase (gene AGK). Gene Ontology annotation, biological process: protein insertion into mitochondrial inner membrane; ceramide biosynthetic process. The record is from RefSeq and is a predicted model, not a curated record. Gene Ontology annotation, cellular component: mitochondrion; TIM22 mitochondrial import inner membrane insertion complex. Gene Ontology annotation, molecular function: ceramide kinase activity; acylglycerol kinase activity; ATP-dependent diacylglycerol kinase activity. Lineage: Eukaryota; Metazoa; Chordata; Aves; Passeriformes; Corvidae. The transcript has 15 exons. The coding region runs from base 245 to 1507 and encodes 420 amino acids.